AUGCCCGGCAUGAUGCUAGGACAACACAGACCCCGCUUUGGCGUGGAUCUGCCGGUCUCCAACUUUCGAUCCAACAAUCCUCGGUCCAGUCACCGCUUCGAGAACGCUACGGAUCGAUAUCCCCUUGGCUGCAAUUUUAGCGGUAGUCCAUCAGAUGGCCACGGAAUGUCACCAAGUAGAAAUGUCUGGUUCCCACUGAUCUCUGACCCACGCCCAAGGUCCAACUGCCACGGUUCAACUCCCACGAGCCAUCUCCCACAAGCCAUCUCCCACGAGCCAUCUCCCACGAACCGACUCCCACGAACCGACUCCAGCUAUGGCACUGGGCUGAGCCAGAUAAGCCAUGGCGGUAUGCUUCUCAAGCCCCUUGUGGGCAUACUGCUCAACAUGCCGUCUCAUUUGGGAAACUGGCAACGUGUUCAUGGAAAUGAAAUUUAUCCGCGAUGGCAGUCAAACUAA
This is a messenger RNA of Penicillium verhagenii, 459 nucleotides long. RefSeq lists its product as uncharacterized. The coding region runs from base 1 to 459 and encodes 152 amino acids. The record is from RefSeq and is a predicted model, not a curated record. Lineage: Eukaryota; Fungi; Ascomycota; Eurotiomycetes; Eurotiales; Aspergillaceae. The transcript has a single exon.